Sardina pilchardus (European sardine) is the source of this 1001-nucleotide messenger RNA. RefSeq names its product leucine rich repeat containing 38a (gene lrrc38a). The record is from RefSeq and is a predicted model, not a curated record. The transcript has 2 exons. Bases 1 to 882 code for a protein of 293 amino acids. Gene Ontology annotation, cellular component: voltage-gated potassium channel complex. NCBI's taxonomy places the organism in Eukaryota, Metazoa, Chordata, Actinopteri, Clupeiformes, Clupeidae. Gene Ontology annotation, molecular function: voltage-gated potassium channel activity; transmembrane transporter binding; potassium channel activator activity.
AUGUUGUCAUGUGUCCACUGGCUGCAGCCUCUCCUUGCCUUGUUCUCCUCCUUGCUCGCCUUGGUGUCUUGUGGUAAUAGCUGUCCACCCAGCUGCCUCUGCCCGGACCACCACACCGUGGACUGCACGGGCCAAGGACUGACCCGCCUGCCCGAGUCCAUCCCGCUGGACGUCCGACGGCUGCUGCUCUCGGACAACUGGAUCCCCUGGAUCCCCUCGGACUUCCUGGUGCUCUACAGCGACCUGGUCUACCUGGACCUGCGGAACAACUCCCUGUCCCGGGUGGAGCCGGGGACGCUGAGCACGUCGUCCCGCCUCGUCUUCCUGGACCUGGGCAGCAACAACCUGACGGAGAUCCCCUCGGGGACCUUCCGGGACUCGCGCAGCCUCAUCAAGCUGCGUCUGGGGAACAACCCGUACCUGAGCGCGGUCAGCGCCGACGCCUUCGGGGGCCUGAGCUCGCUGCGGGAGCUGGAGCUGGAGAGGAACGCGCUGUCGGGGCUGGACGUGGAGGUGCUGAGCCAGCUGCCCUCCCUGCGGGUGCUGCGGCUGGAGGGCAACCCCUGGGUGUGCAACUGCAACUUUGCCAAACUCUUCCUAUGGCUCAUGGAGAACCAGCACAAGCUCCCGACUGGCCUGGAGGGGAUGGAGUGUUCCUUACCGGUGGACGGGCGUCAGUUGCCUCUCAGCAUGCUCUCGGAGGACAGCUUCCGGGAGUGCCGCGGGAUCCUCACCCUCACGGACUAUCUCAUCGUCAUCUUCUCCGGGAUCUGCGUCUCGGUGGCGGCCAUCAUGGCCAGCUUCUUCCUGGCCUGCACCGUCCACUGCUUCCAGCGCUGGAUCAAGUUCACCAAGUCAGACAAGGUCGACGUGGAGGAGUGAAGAGAGAAAGAGAAAGACUGAGAGAGAGAAAAGGAGAGCUGAGGACAGUCCACACUUUGAUCUUAUCCCAACAAACACUCGGCUACCCAUGCUGCACCUCUGCAUGGACGCCCACAGUG